This is a messenger RNA of Aureococcus anophagefferens, 357 nucleotides long. RefSeq lists its product as hypothetical. The annotation marks the transcript as partial. Gene Ontology annotation, cellular component: nucleus. Gene Ontology annotation, biological process: regulation of DNA-templated transcription. NCBI's taxonomy places the organism in Eukaryota, Pelagophyceae, Pelagomonadales, Pelagomonadaceae. The transcript is spliced from 2 exons. The record is from RefSeq and is a predicted model, not a curated record. Gene Ontology annotation, molecular function: DNA-binding transcription factor activity, RNA polymerase II-specific; RNA polymerase II cis-regulatory region sequence-specific DNA binding.
AUGGACGACUUCAGCCACGGGGCCAUCCCGGCGUCGGGGCCCGGCCUCUUCUCGCAGGAGGCGUCGCAGCGGCGCGCCUGGUCGCGGAAGGAGGACGACGCGAUCAUGCGGCUCGUGUCCAAGCACGGGACGAAGCGCUGGGCGGUCUCGGGCUUCCGGAGCGGCAAGCAAUGCCGCACGCGGUGGCUCAACCACCUGGACCCGGGGAUCAAGCGCGAGCCCUGGAGCGAGCACGAGGAGAACGUCAUCUACGAGGCGCAGCAGCGGCUCGGGAACAAGUGGGCGGAGAUCGCGAAGCUGCUGCCCGGGCGCACGGACAACGCGAUCAAGAACCACUGGUACAGCACGAUGCGGCGG